This is a messenger RNA of Pseudomyrmex gracilis, 1676 nucleotides long. Its product is annotated as galectin-9-like. Gene Ontology annotation, molecular function: carbohydrate binding; galactoside binding. NCBI's taxonomy places the organism in Eukaryota, Metazoa, Arthropoda, Insecta, Hymenoptera, Formicidae. The transcript is spliced from 7 exons. The record is from RefSeq and is a predicted model, not a curated record. The coding region runs from base 494 to 1501 and encodes 335 amino acids.
UAAAUGUUUCGAAGCAUCAUUCUCUUUAUUUCUCGUUAAAUGUAGAAUAAAGAUAGAAUGACGGUUCGAAACAUUUUGCAGUUAGACUUUGACUGCAUUCAUUAUCACAUUUUUCUAUACUAAGAUAAGGUUUAAUAAAAUGCGUGUUCUUUUGUUACAUUUAUGUGUGUUUAUAAGGAGAAUUUAAAAAUUCCGAUCACAUAUCGGUGUUGCGUCACUACAAGUCCCCGCGUGAGUUUGCGCAAUCGCAACUAAUAUAUUUGCUAUUACGUAUUUAUGGUCGGAGACACAAGUAAGAAUAGACAGAUAAACGGUCAAGCGUCGUAAUACAUAAAGGCAACAAGCUGCUGUUGAAAUAUAGUAAGUACGUAUGCGCCAUGCGGCACGCCCACAAUAAUAUAAUCGAACGAGCAGCACAUAGCUCGUCGUAACUCGGUCGGUACUUGUGAAGCAAGUCGUCGAGUGAACUCGAAAGAGUGUGUUCUCGGAUAACAUGUCAUCUCAUGACAUAUUCGCUCUAGCGAGGCAGGAAGCUUUCAAGGAUUUUUCCUAUUUCGACAAAGAAACCGUACCCGUAAAUGUCGGCAAACCAAUUCCGCUGCAACCGCUAAAAGCGACAUCCGCUAUUAUUGUUACCGGUUACAUUCCUGGAAACUCAUCAAGGUUUUCGGUGAAUUUGUUAUGCAAGACAACUGGAAACAUCGCUCUUCAUUUUAAUCCACGUUUGGAUAGGGGUUACAUUGUUCGGAACACAAAAGUGCGCGGAUUCUGGGAAGACGAAGAGACUAGUUCACCUGCCGGUCCGAGCGGAUGUAGUUUUUGUCGGAACGCCUACAUGCAUCUUAUGAUCUUUUGCACAAAUAACGCGUUUCAGAUUGCGAUAAACGGAGAACACUUUUGCGACUUUCGUUAUAGAAUACCUUUCGAGGAAAUAACAGCUCUUGAAGUUAACGGGACAAUCGAAGAUGUCAGGACUCGUCAACUUAACUUGUUUGUGUAUCCAGAUCCGAAUAUUUGCAGACCGUCCCGAACAUUAGUUCUGACAAGCGAGGAAUCACUUGUGGAUUUUUUAGACGUUCCCAUAACUGUGGAUAUUCGCAGCGAGUUUUCUGUCGGUGCUCGUUUAUCAAUUACUGGAAGAUUGAAAUUGCUUCCACACUCGUUUUAUGUGAAUCUACAGAAGGGUAAGACUAUUUAUCCUCAUCCCAUUAUACCGUUGCAUUUGAAUCCGCGUUUUCUAUACGGCAGUAGUGCACCGUACGUCGUCAUGAAUUGUUGGAACGGAGCGUGGGGUCACGAGGAACGACACCAAGGUCACUUAUCCUGGAUGCCUGGUCGAGAUUUCUUGCUCACUAUUCGCUGUGAAUACGAAGGAUAUACAAUAUGGCUAGACAACAAGAUGAUCGGCGAAUUCAAACAUAGACUGAAGUCAUCAGUCGCGGAUACCUUACGAAUCUGCGGCGACAUUGUGCUUUAUCAACUUAACAUGAGUUAUUCAUAAUGAGACUUGUGAUCAGAAUAUAUACAAAUAACAAUAUCAAAGACGUGUAAGGAUUAAAGACGAAAAAAAUGUGAAAUGGAGUCUUUAAUGUGAUCACGUGCAAUGCUGAUAUGUAUUCUCAAUACUGAGAUAUUUUUGCACACUUGUCGAUAUAACAUAUUUGUAAAUGUUUACA